AUGGAAGUCAAAUACAUAAAUACCCAAUCGUUCGUCGACUCGUCCUUUUUCGUCAAGCUCUCGCAAUUGAAGCUGGACGUUCUGAAACUCGACCAGUCCUCGCGCCUGGUAUACGGAUACUACAACUACAAAAGGCUAGCCCCCGGACAGGCUCCAGCGAUUAAUCUAAACGAUAUCAGUUUUGCCUCUGACCAGGAACUCGAGUCCCAGCUGCCGGCGCGUUCUGCGUUCAUCGUCAGCGGUGAAAUUACCAACGUCAACACACUGGAAGAGUUUAAAUCGCAGAGCAAGCUGGAGUUUCUCACACGGGUUGGGGGCAAACUAAUUGAUUCUAUCAAAAAUAAAGCCGCGCUACAGGAUCCGCGUUUGCUGGCCCAGUUUGCCGUUUUCUCGUUUGCAGACCUCAAAAAGUACAAGUUUUACUACUGGUUCGCGUUCCCUGCUCUGCACUCCGAAUGGCAGAUCACGUCUGAGGGGCCCUUGAAUGGAGAUGUGCCCGAUUUGCAAUUUUCGCUCGUCAGCGACGGCAAGCCCGUUCCUCUCACCCAAUUGCACACCAUUCCAACAGACUCGCUUUUGCACGUCGCAUUUGUUGACACCUCUGCCGUGCCAGACGCCUAUUCUUACGUGCUGCGCAAUUUCCUGACCAUGCUUGCCAUCUGGGCCCGAAACUGGCAGAUCUCGGUGCUUUGA
Molecule: messenger RNA, 693 nt
Organism: Ogataea angusta
Lineage: Eukaryota; Fungi; Ascomycota; Pichiomycetes; Pichiales; Pichiaceae
Exons: 2
Coding region: 1-693 (230 amino acids)
Source: RefSeq, a predicted model, not a curated record